GGAGAUCUGGAAUCUACCGAUGGGCUGGACUCGGACGAUUCGUCCACAUCGGGUAAGCAGGUGUUGGUGGCCGUUUGCGCCAUGGCUAAAAAGUCCCAAUCAAAGCCAAUGAAAGAAAUUCUGACCCGACUGCAGGAGUUUGAGUUCAUUCGGAUGAUUGUGUUCAGUGAGGAGGUGAUCCUGAAGGAACCGGUCGAAAAAUGGCCACUGUGUGAUUGCCUGAUUUCGUUCCACUCCAAGGGCUUUCCCCUGGAGAAAGCCAUUCAGUAUGCACAGCUGAGGCAACCGUACGUGAUUAAUAAUUUGCACAUGCAGUUUGAUAUUCAGGUAGACCGGAGACGGGUGUAUGCGAUAUUGGAAAAAGAGGGUAUAGAAAUUCCUCGAUAUGCCGUCCUGGACAGAGAUUCGCCCGAUCCCCAAAAGCACGAGCUCGUGGAAUCUGAAGAUCAUGUGGAAGUGAAUGGGAUAAUUUUCAACAAACCUUUCGUAGAAAAACCUGUAUCAGCCGAAGACCAUAACAUCUACAUUUAUUAUCCUACUUCUGCUGGCGGCGGUAGUCAACGACUGUUCCGCAAGAUUGGGAGUCGUAGUAGUGUGUACUCACCGGAAUCGCGUGUACGUAAGACCGGUUCGUUCAUAUACGAAGAUUUCAUGCCGACGGAUGGGACUGAUGUCAAAGUGUACACAGUUGGACCAGAUUACGCCCAUGCGGAGGCUAGGAAGAGUCCAGCUCUGGAUGGCAAAGUCGAGCGAGACAGCGAUGGCAAAGAAAUUCGCUAUCCGGUCAUUUUAAGCAAUGCAGAAAAGUUGAUUUCGCGCAAAGUUUGCAUGGCAUUCAAACAAACGGUGUGCGGAUUCGAUCUGCUGCGUGCUAAUGGCAAAUCUUUUGUAUGUGAUGUGAAUGGUUUUAGUUUCGUUAAGAACUCAAACAAGUACUAUGAUGAUUGUGCUAAGAUAUUGGGCAACAUGGUUCUUCGCGAAUUGGCACCUACCCUGCACAUACCGUGGUCAGUUCCCUUCCAGCUGGAUGAUCCCGCUUUUGUACCGACAACCUUCGGCAAGAUGAUGGAACUUCGAUGCGUGACGGCCGUCAUCCGACAUGGCGAUCGAACACCGAAACAGAAGAUGAAAGUCGAAGUGAGGCAUCCGAAGUUUUUCGAAAUUUUUGAAAAGUAUGACGGCUACAAAUACGGUCAUAUUAAACUCAAAAGACCAAAGCAAUUGCAAGAAAUCCUAGAUAUAGCAAGGUCACUCCUGUCUGAGAUUCAAACUAAGGCUGCCGAUUCUGAGAUCGAAGAGAAACAAAGCAAAUUGGAGCAAUUGAAGAGCGUGUUAGAAAUGUACGGCCAUUUUUCUGGAAUCAAUCGUAAAGUUCAGAUGAAGUAUCAACCGAAAGGUCGCCCGCGAGGAUCAAGUUCAGACGAUGGUAAACACCGUUCUAUAGAUGCCCCCAAGGAGCCUUCGCUGGUACUGAUACUCAAAUGGGGCGGAGAGCUUACACCGGCAGGCCGUAUCCAGGCAGAAGAAUUGGGUCGAAUUUUCCGUUGCAUGUAUCCUGGUGGACAGAGCCGCGAUGGGAAAGAAGGACUUGGAAUGCAGGGUCUGGGGCUGCUACGCUUGCAUUCCACCUUCCGACAUGAUCUUAAAAUCUACGCUUCCGACGAGGGUCGAGUGCAAAUGACGGCAGCCGCGUUUGCCAAAGGUCUGCUUGCUUUAGAAGGAGAGUUGACACCCAUUUUGGUGCAGAUGGUGAAAAGUGCAAAUACCAAUGGUUUGCUGGACAAUGACUGUGAUUCCAGCAAAUAUCAAAACAUGGCAAAAUCUCGCUUACACGAAUUGAUGCAAAUAGAUCGGGAUUUUACCUUGGAAGAUCGUUGUGCCAUCAAUCCAGGGAAUGCUAUAAGCAUUAACUUGGCUAUGGAUUUUGUUAAAAAUCCUGUAAAGUGCUGUGCACAUGUCCAUUCAUUAAUUAAAUCAUUGUUGGAUGUAGUAACUGUUAAAAAGGAAGAUCUUAAGACUAAAGAUGCUGUUUUGUACCAUGGAGAAACGUGGGAAUUGAUGGGAAGGCGGUGGGGAAAAAUAGAAAAGGAUUUCUGCACCAAAAGUAAAAAUUACGAUAUCUCGAAAAUUCCAGAUAUUUAUGACUGUAUAAAAUACGACUUACAACACAAUCAACACACUUUGCAGUUUGAUCUAGCGGAAGAGUUAUACAUAUACGCAAAAAAUUUAGCAGAUGUUGUUAUUCCCCAGGAGUAUGGACUAACUGUACCGGAAAAAUUGACGAUCGGUCAAGGAAUAUGUACCCCACUUCUGAAAAAAAUACGAGCCGAUUUGCAGCGCAAUAUCGAAGAAGUUGGUGAUGAAAGUAUAAACCGAUUGAAUCCCCGUUACAGUCAUGGUGUUUCCAGCCCUGGUCGACAUGUCCGCACUCGUCUGUACUUCACUAGCGAAAGCCACGUCCACUCACUGUUAACGGUGUUACGUUAUGGAGGUUUGUUGAAUGUUUUAACCGACGAACAGUGGAGACGAGCGAUGGAAUAUGUGUCCAUGGUGUCCGAAUUGAACUAUAUGUCUCAAAUUGUGAUAAUGCUGUACGAAGAUCCAACCAAGGAUCCUUGCUCGGAGGAACGGUUCCACGUUGAAUUACAUUUUAGCCCCGGGGUAAACUGCUGUGUUCAGAAGAAUUUGCCUCCGGGUCCGGGCUUUCGGCCCCACAGCCGCAAUGAUUCGGUUACGUCCAAGAAUGCGAGUGGCGAUGAAGAUAGUACAUCGCGUAUCGAUGAGGAAAACGACACAGAAGAGGAAAAUUCACUCGGAUCCGGUCAAUUUCAUACAAAGGAAAAUCCUGACGUUACCAAAAGCAAAGAUAAAAGGAUCAGAAAAAUAAAGUCCUCGGAGCCGAUCCCCAUAGGGUCUUGCCACACCGUUUCUGGCCACGAGGCAAUGGAUCUAGCCAAACGCCUCAGCGAAGAAUUGGCAGCUCAGCAGCAGGCAGCAUCCGGAGGCCAGCGCCCCUUGAGUCCCGAUGAACCUCGAGCGGCGCGGUCUUUCGAAAAGCAUGGUCGGAUCAAAGACGUAUCGUCAUCUGUCCAGGUGCCUGCGGCUAGUCAUAAGUUUGAUUCGGCCACGAAUGAACUUCCUCUGUGGUCAAUAGAUCUAUCCCAAAUACCGAAAACUCCAGAUGAUUACAAUCUAGGAAUGGGUGUUCAAAUUUUCGGCAUCAAAAAGAACAAUAGCGAUGAAAAAGGCAACAUAUCCAUGGCGGCGACCAAUGAGAGACCCCUUUCGUGUCAAUGUUUAUUCAUGCACGAUACUAAUUCAUGCGAUUCUAUAAGUGAAUUUACGCCCAACAUGGAUGAUCAAGAGCUUUACGUGUCCUCUUUUUCCGACACGAAUUCCGAGACAUCGCGCUAUUACAGUGCUUGUCACGAUCUCGACCCAUUUCACUACAAGUAUCCACUGAGAAGUCGAGCCCUUUCAUACACAUUUUCAAACGACCCAGAGAAAGACAAUCUAGUUCUGCCAUUCAAUGGGUACAGCUACAAAUCAAUGUUGUACUCGUCGAUUCCGUUGAUCAGCAAAAGUUUCGAUGACCUAGAUUACCUGACAGAUGCCGAAACGCCUCGCAUUCUACAAUCCGAUUCCACCACAACCCUGCUCUUUCAUGUGAAGUACACGAACCAACAAAGUCCCAGUCCCAGAUCCCGUUCACAGACGCUCGAUAGUCCCAGUUCUACCAUUCGACUUCAGCCUCUUUUCUUGAUCGAUCGUGUCGGUCUAACGCGCGUUGCUAGCGAUCCGGGGCUCCAAUUUCGCCGCCCCUUGACCCCCGACAUCCCGGACGAAAAUGACCUGACACUAGCACAGACACAAGAUGUGACCACCAAUGACGACUUCUCCGGAAAUCAAUCGGUCUUGUUUGUAUCACUUAUGACGCCUCCCCCAAACGACUCCAGUCUCCUCGACUUUGAAUGCGUGUUCAAUGAGGCGCGAUCGCAAAAUCUCGCUGUUCUAGUUAGUAGUGUUAGUAGUGAUUGCGCACCCAUUACGACCGCUAGUUCUACCGCAACAACUAACAACAUGAGUAACAAUAACCUUGCACCUAACCGUAAACCUCACUAUUCGAAAUUCGUCAAAUCGUACACCACAGACAACAGCGCGAAUCAUCCGUCCGCGAGUGGCGGAGGUGGCAGCACUGUUGCGAUUGGUGGUGGGGUCGGCGGCGUUGGCGCGGGUUCUUCCUCCCAUGGGUCGUCCCAUUCGUCCACGGCAGGCGGCAGUGGCACAGCAGUAAGACGUCAACGACACAGCAUUGCCGGCCAGAUGAGCUACUUUAAAAUGUUAGGUGGCUUCGGCAAAAAGAUGGCUACCAGCACCAACAGUUUGUUCAGCACGGCGGUCAUCAGCGGAAGUUCCUCGGCACCGAAUCUUCGGGACAUGAUCCCGAACACGGCUUCUCCGUCAGGUAAAUAUUUGAUGCUAAUGUUCUGGUAUGUUUUCUUUUUUUUUGUCCGAUAAAAAUGAUGAAUCGAAAGCACAAGCUGUAUUGCCAAAAGAUCUUAAUCGGAGAUUCCAAUACAAUUACAACACGAUUUUUGGUUCCUUGAGAGUUACAACUUAAGGGGGGGGUAGGGUCUAACACUUUCAAAAAAUCGAUUUUUUUUAUUUUUUUAUUUUCUUAUUGUAAAACAUUUCAAGAAUGUUGUGUCAAAUUUUCAAGUCAAUUGAAGCAAAACUGUAGAAGUUAUGGGCCUUUAUCUCCUCCUAUCUAAUACUGCAAGAAAGCAAGAGCAGAAACUUCAAACGCGUUUUUCUCGAAAGCACAUUUUUAAAGUCCGUGGACAUCGUCAUUUGAAAACUACUUAUCCGAUUCUUUUCAAAUUUGGAACAUAUUUUCUACAUAUAAAAUACCAGACCCCAACGUUUUUCUUUUUUGAUUUUUUUACUUUGGGGAGAUUUUAGAGGUGAAAAAUGGCGGAUUUUUAAGUAAAAAAUCGUAGUUUUUACUUCAAACAGCCACAAAAAAUUUCAUAAAAAUAUUUUUAAGUUAAAUAAAAACGUUGGGGUCCAGAAAAACAUCUAUUAAAAAUAUUUUGCUCUGAUUUUUUGACUUCAGAUGAUUCUGUGCUGAGAUAGAGUGUCCACCGCAAAUCCUGUUUUUUAAAAGGCAUCCUCGAAAAUGCUUCGUCACCGGCUCAUUUUUCAAUAUUUUUCUACGAAAAAAUUACUAAAUGUUCUUUUAACAAUGCUUUGUAUAAUGCAAACAAUUUGAAUACAUUUGUUUGAACGAUAGCUCUAGAAAAAAAUCGUGAAAAUAGUGUUUUUUUUAUACCCGUUAGACCCUACCCCCCCCUUAAGUAUUUGAUUAAUUGCCUUUCUUCCUCAAACGUUUGGUAUAACUCAUGAAAAAUUAUGUAAAAUUAUGCUAGUAACAUGUUCCACUUCGAAAGAUUCAAACUUUACCUUUAAACUGUUUUUCACCGAUUCCACCAUGUAUUAUAAAGUUAUUGAUUACGUACGAUUUGUUUACGUUCAUAAACACUUGAAGUGUGAAUGGAUCGUAGAGCUUUAGCGCCGAACUCAACACAUUGUGUUCACAAACCCAUCUCAACGAGAUAUUAUUAACUUUUUCACUUUGGUAUCACAAUCUUCGUUUUGGUCGUUUCGAAAAAAUGAUUAUAUCUCUUUUGAUACAAUUAGUUGUUUUUUUUCUGCCGGGCAAGCAAAUGUUUCGAAAACUUUUAUUGGAAGUUUGAAGAUCUCAUUCCAAUGCACCAGGCAUGGCUCUGUGGUAGCGUGCGCGCCUUUCAACCUGCAGGUCGAGGUUCAAAUCUCCUGGCUGGUACCCGAACUUUUCAAGAAAAAAUGCAUGAAGGUUUGAAUACAAGUCAGUAGAGGUAGUCCAACAUUGUAUACAACAUUGUACAACAUUGUAUACAUUGUAUACAAGUAUGCGCGUAAGACAAAAAUUGCAUGCAAGACUCAUAUUUUUGCAUUUUUGGUGGCCUAAAUCCUAUCUGAUUGAGAUAUAAUCUUGAUAUGAUGCCAGGGUGGCCACAGAACCGGGAAAACCGGGAAAAAACCGGGAAUUGAAAAUCGAACCGGGAAAACCGGGAAAAACCGGGAAUUCAGACCCAAAACCGGGAAAAUUAACAAAAAAAAUUAAAAUUUAGUUUUGGUUCCAAGACCCGGGAUUCACCCCAAAAUUCAAAAUUAGGAAUUAUUAUUUUAAUUUGCAAUAAUACAAACGUUCAAAAAAUGUGUGGUAAGAAAAUCAAAAGUUGGGAAAUUUGAAAACUAAUAGCAUCUCGUCAAUUAACUUUGAAAUGGAAUCUCAAUUAUCACCGGAACCCAGAGUUCAAAACUGUCUUAAAGAAUGAAAUAAGAAAUUCGAAAAGUUUCUUAAAAUGUGUUCAAGUAUCGCAUGUCACUACAUUCAUUUAAAAAAAAACUAUUGAUCAUAUAAAAACAAAUGAAUUGAAGAUUUGUUUUCAAAGAAUUCAGAUCUCUUUGUUGUACACUUGGAAAUGUAAAAAGAGGCUAAUAUUAUAACUUUCCAGUGAUAGUAUUUGAUUCAAGAGUUAAAAACAACACAGAAAUUAAAAACAAAUCUUCAUAUCAUCUUUGCGCAUUUUUGUAGCAUAAUAACGACAAAUUAAACAUCUCUUAAAAUUUGAGGAAACGAUCUCCUUUCACAAGCCCUGUUUGGGAAAAAAAUUCAUCCGUUAACUAUUUUUAAAGUUGAUUUUAAAAAUUUAAUUUUCUCAAAACAAAUUAGUAGUCAUAAUUUAUUCAAAAAACUUCAAAUUACACUUCAUAAUGCUUGAAUAUGUUACGAAUUCAAUAAAAAUUUUUUACCUGAUUCGUGACAUAAAAUUUCAAGGAAAUUUCUUUAAAUUCCAGUUAAAAUUUACUUGAAAUGGCCUUGAAAUAGGACUUUUAAGUUACACUGUAAAGAAUUUAUAAGUGCUUUUGAUGAAAUUAUUUUACAACUAUUCAACAUCGAUACUUUUCUAAAAAUAUGUUUGUGUUUCAAGUGAAGUACUUAAGGAAAAUAUCAUUGUAUUUAACUGUUUAAAAGAGAUUUUGUUUAAUUAAAUUAUUGAAUUCGAAUUAAUUGUUUUACUACGUUUUUUUGUUAGAUUCACAAGGCAACAAAAUUCGUGGUGCCAAAGGUUUACGAGCUAAUUUUAACUUAUUUGAGGGCGCUAAGUCCAAAUAUGCUUUUUUUUCUUUCUACCAAACUUUUAACUUUUGAACAAAAAGGUAAAUUAAAAAAAAAAUCUUUUAUAAAAAAUUAGAAAAUUUAUAU
Messenger RNA from Uranotaenia lowii, 7312 nucleotides. Its product is annotated as inositol hexakisphosphate and diphosphoinositol-pentakisphosphate kinase. Gene Ontology annotation, molecular function: inositol hexakisphosphate kinase activity; 5-diphosphoinositol pentakisphosphate 1-kinase activity; diphosphoinositol pentakisphosphate kinase activity. Gene Ontology annotation, cellular component: cytosol. Gene Ontology annotation, biological process: inositol metabolic process; inositol phosphate biosynthetic process. The record is from RefSeq and is a predicted model, not a curated record. Lineage: Eukaryota; Metazoa; Arthropoda; Insecta; Diptera; Culicidae. The transcript is spliced from 9 exons. Bases 82 to 4518 code for a protein of 1478 amino acids.